Limulus polyphemus (Atlantic horseshoe crab) is the source of this 2137-nucleotide messenger RNA. RefSeq names its product ADP-ribose pyrophosphatase, mitochondrial-like. Lineage: Eukaryota; Metazoa; Arthropoda; Merostomata; Xiphosura; Limulidae. The record is from RefSeq and is a predicted model, not a curated record. The transcript has 7 exons. The coding region runs from base 279 to 992 and encodes 237 amino acids. Gene Ontology annotation, molecular function: ADP-ribose diphosphatase activity.
UUACUAGGAUCAUUUUCAGUUCCAGUCUAGUUCGAAGUAUCUUCACACGUGUCCUAAAACUCCUGCCAAGAAAGUUUUAGAAAAACAUUUGUGUGGUCAGUGGUAUGGUAUUGUGAUUACUGGAAGCCUAAAAACUGCAUGCAGAAUGGUUCAUUGUAAGUGUAGAAAUGGUAUCUACCCACGAACUGUAGGACAGGAAGGGAAAAGAUUACCCUGUUCCAGUUGAGAAAGUUCACUGGUCAGUUGAUUGGGAUGAUUAUGAUCCACCACAGUACUCGAUGAAAGGUUUGACCUCUAUGUCAUGGGCUGAUCCCAACAUUGGAGACCCAGGGUUUAAACCUAAAUGGAACUUAUUAGAUGGCAAGGUCAAUCGGAAGAGUCACCAGGGAGAAUACCACAUUGUUAAUGGCUAUCCCAUAAAUCCUCAGGGAAGAACAGGAUUGCAAGGGCGAGGUUGUUUGGGUCGCUGGGGACCCAAUCAUGCAGCUGAUCCAGUUGUGACCAGAUGGAAGAGGAAUGACAAAGGUAAUAUUAUCAAAAAUCCUUCAUCUGGACUCCCUGUUCUGCAGUUUGUUUCAAUACAGCGAAAGGACUCAGGAGAGUGGGCAAUCCCUGGUGGUAUGGUUGAUCCAGGUGAACUUGUUUCUGUCACACUGAAGAGAGAAUUCUUUGAAGAGGCUUUAAAUUCCCUGUCUAUGUCAGAUGAGGAGAAAGCACAACAGGAAUCUGAGUUGGAGCACUUCUUCAAUAAUGGAAAAGAGAUCUACAGAGGCUAUGUUGACGACCCUCGCAACACUGAUAAUGCAUGGAUGGAGACAGUGGUUUUUAAUUUUCAUGAUGAAACUGGAGAUAUUGUCGGAAAGUUUCCUCUUCAAGCAGGAGAUGAUGCGGCUAAAGUUCACUGGACCGACAUCUCUCAAGACUUGCAGUUGUAUGCUAGUCAUUCAGAUUUCUUACGUGCUGUUGGAGAAUUCCACAAAGCACAUUGGUGAGGAGUUCUGUUCAUUUGAGAGAGAAAUAUCCAUUUUAACCUAGUGCAACUUCAGUAGCUGUUAGAAGUAUAUUUCCUAUAUAAACAAGUUUUUUUAUUUGUCAAUUACAUAAUGUUAUAAAAUAUAUUUACAUUUUACUACACUGAAAAUGAUCAAAUUCUUAGAGGUAAAAAAGAUUGAGAACACUUUGCUACUUGAAGUUGAUAAUUUAAUGCAUCUAUCUUUUAGUUAUAGUACUUUCCUGUCAUCUGAAGUUUUGAGCCCUGGUAACUGCUGACUCUAUUGUCAAUGUGAUCACUUUUGUGUAAAUGUGUUUACAUUUAUAAUAUAACUUGAGUUUAACAUGAAACAUAUCAUGAUUGAUGCACAUGUUGUCAGCAGUGUUAAAAGUGCUAAUGUGCUGACUCAACAAUGGUCACUUGUAUUAAAAUCACUGGUACAAUUUAGGUUAUGUUAUGAGAAUUGUAAAAGUUGUAAGAUGUGGACAGCAUUCAGCAGUGUUUAAUCCAAUAAUAGUCAUUUUUGUUAAUCAUUAACCCAACUGAGGUCAUGAUAAUUAUAAUACUAGACUGGUGCAGAUGAGGUAAGUUGUGUUAAAAGUGCUAAUAUAACAGCAGAUAAUAAAAUUAAAAUCAUUGGUUAAAGUGAAAAAACUAAAAUUGAUUGUUGAUACUAAAAGUAUUGACAACAAUCUCAAGAAGUUAAAUGGGAGGAUAUGACUACCAUUCUGUAAGGUGUGAAUAAUACUGUGGUCAGUAGUUGCUAUCUGUAUUACAACAUCUGAUAGAAUUUUUGUAGUUUUAAAUGCACUUGCACAAUAGUAAAAUCAGAAUUAAGAUAUUUUGGAAAGAGUAUUUUAUUAUUUGUGAUCCAGAAAACCAUUUAAGAAGUGUAUUUGUCUUAAAGUGGCUCCCCUUAAACUUGGAGGGAGGGUAAAGCAAAUUUAAGUAGACUAACUCUUAAUAUCCUUUUGUAAAUAGGGUGAUUCAACUUACAAUCAAGUAAUGAUUGCUUUUGAGGGAUGUAAAUGGUGUCUCUUUUGUCAUUGCAAUUGAGCAUUGUUUUUUUGUAUCUGUUAAAAAUAGUCUUUUAUCAGUCACUGUCACAGGAAACUGAGUACCCAAUAAAACCUUUUGUUGAAUUAC